Messenger RNA from Daphnia magna, 2558 nucleotides. RefSeq lists its product as uncharacterized. Bases 234 to 2213 code for a protein of 659 amino acids. The transcript has 18 exons. The record is from RefSeq and is a predicted model, not a curated record. Lineage: Eukaryota; Metazoa; Arthropoda; Branchiopoda; Diplostraca; Daphniidae. Gene Ontology annotation, cellular component: kinetochore.
UCUCUUCAACACGUAUUUGUUCCGUCAUGGUGUUUUGUUAUUAAAAAACAAAAAUUAUUUAUUUUUAAAAAUUGCAACGUGGAAAGAAAUAUACGACUAGUCAACCCGAUUGACCUAGAGACUAAGGAGCAAAAAUAUCUUAACGUUCGCUGUUUCCCAACAAAAACUUUCCAAAUACUGGUUCCAGCAUUCGUUUGCGUUGUUUUGACACACCGAUAUAACAGAUCUCGAAGAUGUCUGAUAGUGAAGACGAAGACCGUAGACCAGUUACCACAAGUAGCAUAAGGCUGAGUGAAGAUGAAAUUAUAAAGAGCUUACUAUCCACAUCAUCGGUCAGCCUAAAAACCUUAAUACCCAGCAGUUCUAUAAAAUCUGAGAAUGCCUUAAAAGUAGCAGUCUGGAUUCUUACUAGUCAUGCAAAGAAAAGGACACCUAUACACAUAUUACAGAGGAUUAAGUGGUUGACAGCCAUUGUUCAGUAUGGCAUAAUUGAUUCACUAAAUGGUCUUGAAAAGCUGUUCAACCCCUUCAUACAAUUGACUUUCAUCACUCAAUAUCAAGCUUCUAUUUGCCACCUACUCUACAUGAUUGCAACCCCAAGUUUCCACAAGUUCCAAGUGGAACGGAUCAUGAAGAAUGCUGAUAUUAUUGGAUUAAUGAAACCUCUAGUUGGUCUUUUGGGGCGUAUGAAAUCUCUUCGCCCUGACUUGGUUCCCCAAGCUAUCCCUUAUCAGAGCAAUGCUGUCUCUUUCCCUAAAGCGCCAGCCACAAUCCGUAAUGGCCUCUAUGAUCUCGCGGAGCAUAUGAGGCAACAACAUGAAUCGCCCAAUCAGUUUACUUUCACAAUCGAAAGUGAAGAGCAAAGGACAAACAAAAAGAUGAGGAUGGAUAUCAUUCCACGAGUCCAGCACAUCAGCUUAAAAUCCUCGUUCGAAGUUGAUUUCCGGGAAAUGGUGAUCCCAGAACAAUUUAAGACGUUCAAAGACUUGGUGGGCAAAAUGACUGUAGUUCAAUUGCCCAACCAUGUGGGUUCAUUAUUGAGCAAGAGAGAGUACCAUUACGUAUUAUACACGAAUUUGACUCCACGUUUGGAAGCGCUUCUAUCUCAGUGGCUAUAUCUGACACUGUAUCAUGUUAUGUCAGAGUUUAUUGAAAGAAAUCAGAUUGCUUGCCUGGAUGAGAAAAAAUUACUGCUACAAAGAGUCAUAGAAUUCCAGGAAUCAACAGGCCGAAAGCUCAUGGUUGUUUACGAUUUUCUUUCGGAAUAUCUUCGCGUAUGGGAUGGAGUCCAAUACCGUGACCACAUUUUUCAGCUUGUCUCUGCCCUUCCCAUUCUACCCUACUCGGAUCUCUAUGAAAAUUUCUUGCGAGUAUUAGAAGACAUGUUUCGUUGGAGCCCGACUUCCUUCAAACUAGAAAUGAUUGAUUCUUGCCGGAAGCUAAUUCAUAAUUUGCUGGUAGAAAAGUUUGGGCCUUCCGAUCGUCUCCAAGAGUUAUUCCAUAGCUCAAAUACGACUUCAACUCCAAAAGAAAAGUCUGAACUAGUUGAAGGGAUCUACAUCAUUAGCGAAGUCAUUCGCUUCACCGUUCGCCUUUACAAUACAGCCCUUACGUCCUCCACCGACAUUGCAGUUCUUCUGAGUUCUCUUAAUUUCCAUUUGUGGCUAGUUGAGGUUGAGUCGCAGUUUCAUUUGCCAUUCCGAACGCUGUGUCAACCCAUCACCGUUUAUGCUGCUUUAUUUUCACAAGUUCCAGCGGCCAUAUCUCUCUUGUGUAUGCUGUUUUGCAAGUUCAAAGAAAAUGCUUUACGAUAUCUUUUGACCAUGUCCACCAUUCCAGAGCUCAAAGAUUUCCAUAAAGCCUCGUUGGAUGACGCUUCCAUGUUGAAUCGUUAUAUUAUCGAUAUGUCAAACUGUUUGAUUUACCAAAAAGCCUUUGUGCCUGCUCCGGAUUCGUUGUUAUCUCGAUUGCCUCGAAGAAAUGUCCGAAAAUUACUGGAAUUGGGUGCCCUUAAAGAAGCCUUUGACUUGAAAAGACACCCCGCUUUUAUGGGAAUUGCUCGCCAAUGGAUCAAAUCGAAACCGAAUUAUUCUGCUGAAAGGUCUCUCAAUGUCUUUGAAGAAAUGGAUGCCGAUCCGGACGGUUAUUUACGAUUUUUAUUUGGUUAUGUACCUGCCAUACGGAAUUAUCUACAAGAGUUUCAUCGCGAUUAAGUGAAAAGAAAAACGUCUCGUACGAUUGGUCAAGUUCAGGACGGUGCCUGAAUGAACGUUAUCGGGCCAAACCGUUGGUUAGCCUGCUAACGGUUAACCAGGAGUUAGAUAAUCGAUUUUUGGAAAUCAUUUAUCACCAGUUACCAAAGCUAAAUUAAUCCGAAUUUUAUGGCCAGGACUUUAUUUACAUGAAAUGUAUUGAUUCCAACAACCACAAAAAACGGGGGGGAAAAAACAACAAAUAGCACUUGGAUAAUUGAUUUCUCGUUUUCUUUAAUCUCCGUCAGAAUAUUAAUUUGUUUCUCAUCGAUAAACAGUAGUACAAUGACAUGUUCACAAACAAAA